AGCCUAGUGUUGAUAUAACACGUUAUCUUCUUUAACACACAAGUAAUUUUAUGCAGCUUAUGUUUAUUACUCUAUUUAUCCGUUUCACCAAAAGUAGUUUAGCAAAGCUAGUCAUAGAAUGAGUAACCUGGUUUCCGGUUUUUCAUGAAUUACUUCAUCUACUUUACUUUAGUAGCAGACUGUCAAGUUUUCUACAGGGGUGUAAAUGAAAUUGCAAGUUAAAUUAAUUCACAAAGAAGUUAGUAACCGCAUAGAGUAAGAAACCAGCUGGUAAUGCAGGAAGCAGGGGACCAGCAGCAACAAGCAGGGGUCAGAUUCAGGCCAGCAUCUGUAAUGUUAUCAGAAGAUAAGUCGAAUGAUGCUUCAGAGAUUACUUCUGAUCUCGCUGAUGAAACAAUUAGCAUGCUGUGGGAAAUGAAGAUGAAUAAAAGAAAUGAAAAACCUGACUUACCGAAUACUGUAACAGAACUGGUAACUGAAGACGGAUGCAAACUCUAUAUAAUUGGCACUGCACAUUUCAGUGAUGACAGCAAAAGAGAUGUAGCAAAAGUAAUACAGGAGGUACAGCCAGAUGUUGUCGUAGUUGAGCUUUGCCAGUAUCGAGUGGCUAUGCUCAGGAUGGACGAAAAAACAUUACUAAAAGAAGCCAAAGAAAUAAAUCUGGAAAAGAUUCAACAAGCAAUAAAGCAGAAUGGAGUCAUGUCUGGACUGAUGCAGAUUCUGCUACUGAAGGUCUCUGCUCACAUAACAGAACAGCUGGGUAUGGCCCCUGGAGGGGAAUUCAGAGAAGCUUUUAAGGAGGCUAGCAAAGUGCCUUUUUGCAAAUUUCAUCUUGGCGACAGACCGAUAACUGUGACUUUUAAAAGAGCCAUUGCAGCGCUUUCAUGGUGGCAAAAAGUAAAGCUCGCCUGGGGUUUGUGCUUUCUCAAUGAUCCGAUCAGUAAAGAUGAUGUUGAAAAGUGCAAGCAGAAGGAUUUGUUGGAGCAGAUGAUGUCUGAACUGAUAGGAGAGUUCCCUGACCUUCAUCGUACCAUUGUCUCAGAACGGGAUAUCUUCCUUACUUUCAUGUUGAAGCAGGCAGCAAAACAAAUUGAACUACCUCAUAUUUCUAAGAAUGUCCAUGGACAACUUGUGCCAUCUGUUGUCGUCGGAGUGGUAGGAAUGGGACAUGUAGCUGGCAUCGAAAAGCUUUGGAACCGCCAUUUAAAUGUCCAGGAGAUUAUGAGUGUACCUCCUCCAUCUUUGUCAAGUAAAGCAAUUAAGUUUGUUCUCAAGGCCACCAUUUUUGGACUGUUGAGUUAUGCCUGUUAUCGUGUGGGGAAACGGACAGCUCAUUUAAUAUUUUCAAUGCCUUCAGUACAGUAUUAUAUUCAGAAACUGGCAGAAUGAAAGUUUUAAUGUUACCAUCUCUUUGAAGAAGUCAUUUGCGCCAGGAAAACCAGAUAGUUGCUAAAGACCACACAAGAAGGGAAUUCUUAAAACCAGCUGUUAUGUCCUGAUGUGCGUCUGUCUCAUGCUAAGCAAUGAAUUCUGUGAAAUGCACAGGAUGGAUUUGUAUUACCUAGAAGCCUUAUGAGUUAAUGUGUCAAGAAUAGGUUUGUCAGUAAUUAUUUCCACUGAAGAUGUGCUCUGUAAUGCAGACAGCCUGCAAUGAGAUGGAUUUACCAAGACCGUAAUUAUAUUCUUGACUGUUUGCUCUGAAUCACAACUCCUCACCUUACACUGACUGCAGUUUGGAAAUCGGUCAGUUGUUGUUUCAGAAUGUUUCUAGCUUCUUGCUGGGCUUUUGUAAACAAACAUAUUUUCACAAGUAGUUUGUCUCAAUUCAAUUUUUAACAUAUUUGAGCUGUCCACGAAUAACAUAGUAUUAUAGGCUGUGUAAACACAGCUGAAGCUUCCACUGAAGCUGCAUCAAACUGUUGCCUUUUAGCAAGUGCCAAUUGUUAGUUAAAAUGUGUUUCUCCAUAUUUAAUAGAAACAAAUCUGUGAUAUGUAUGUAUAUAAAAUAAGUACUUAACCAAAUAUAUUACAAACUUCCAACGGUACUGUAUGUUAGGGUAUUUUAAAAUAAGUUGUAAAUGACUCUUCCAUUCAGGACAGACUGUAUUUAAUGUCUGUUUCCUCCCUUAUCUUUUUGUGUGCAUCACAUAUACUUAUGAACACUGUAGCAUAUCAGACUUCACUUGGUAUAACAGCUGUGAUGUGUUAAAGAACAUUUUAAGGUACCUGUUUACAACAUGACUGCCAUUCUAGACAAUCAUUACUUAGACUGAAUUUGAAUAUGUUUUACUUCUAUACCCUGCGUACUUUAAAAAAAUAGUGAAUAGAGACUUUUAAAGUUUAGUAUUUCUUUAUUUUAUUGCUGCAGAUUCUGUGUGUUUAAGAUCAUUUGCUUCAGUUUUUGUCACUGUUCAUUAUCCUUUCAAGUUCCAUGAUUUGUUUGGUCUUCCCUGUGAUUAGGUUAGUUACCAUGCCUGAUUACAGUGUAUACAUCAAUUUAUUCACCUGUUUCAUUCAAGCCAUAUUAAGACAGUGAUUUUCCUUAAUAACUGGUGUCAUGCAAACCAGCCUGAAUUUUCCAUGAUUUAGUUUGGUUGUGUUUUUUAAUUAAAAUGUGUGUAUACAUACCUUUGUUAAAUUAUAUGUUUACGGUAAGUUUCUUGACAUCAAUUCAUUUAGUCCUAAACAUUAAGGAAUUACAUGUGCAGUACAGUUGGCUAAUAAAAACUUUCCUGCUUAUAAACCCAG
Protopterus annectens (West African lungfish) is the source of this 2748-nucleotide messenger RNA. RefSeq names its product TraB domain containing (gene TRABD). The coding region runs from base 274 to 1389 and encodes 371 amino acids. The record is from RefSeq and is a predicted model, not a curated record. The transcript has 10 exons. Lineage: Eukaryota; Metazoa; Chordata; Ceratodontiformes; Protopteridae.